Molecule: messenger RNA, 2730 nt
Organism: Quercus lobata
Lineage: Eukaryota; Viridiplantae; Streptophyta; Magnoliopsida; Fagales; Fagaceae
Exons: 4
Coding region: 1-2730 (909 amino acids)
Molecular function (GO): zinc ion binding; nucleic acid binding
Source: RefSeq, a predicted model, not a curated record
AUGGCACGAGGAUCACGUGGGGGAAGGCACGCUGCUGUAGAUGGUGAGUAUGAACGCGAUGAGAUUGCAUGCAAUACACAACUAGAGGCACGCUGUCAGCGGAUGGAAGAGCAGUUUGAAGCGCUAACAAAGCAUCUUGCUACCUUAGCCGUUGUUAACCAGCCUCGAAACCGUAGUCCAACUCUACGUUUUGUGGAGGAAGAUGAGGUAGACUAUAAUGUUGAGGAUGAGAUGGAAAAUCCGUUUGCUGGACAUAGAAGGAGGAGGGAGAAACCCUUGGUUUCAUACAAUUCAAACAGAUGGGAAUCUGGGUUCAAAUUAGAUAUUCCAAAGUUCAAAGGUUGUUUACAACCUGAAGAAUUCCUAGAUUGGGUAGCUGCGGUUGAAGAAAUUUUGGAGUUUAAGGAGGUGCCGCAAGACAAAAGAGUUUCUUUGGUGGCAACCAAAUUUAGAGGACGUGCUGCUGCAUGGUGGCAACAAUUAAAGCAAAGUCGUAUUCGCCAAGGUAAAUCUAAAAUCAAUACUUGGGAAAAUUUUUUGAAACAUAUGCGUGCUGCAUUCUUACCCCAUAAUUAUAUGCAUACAUUAUAUCAACAACUACACAAUCUUAAGCAAGGUACACAAUCUAUAGAUGAGUAUACUCGAGAAUUUUAUCAACUUGUAGCUAGAGUUGACCUUGCAGAUUCGGAAGAUCAAUUAGUUUCACGUUAUAUUGGAGGCAUAAGGCAACAAUUUCAAGAUACUUUGAAUUUAUUUGACCCAAUUUCUGUAUCUGAAUCCCAUCAGAGAGCUUUGCAUUUAGAGAAGACGAUGAAUAGGAGGACUAACAUGGUUUCAAAUAGUAGUGGCAACCGACUACCACCAGUAGCUCCUCCUUAUGGUGCAAUUACACAAUCUACACAAGGAAAAGGCCAAGUUAAUCAAGCUAAUCCACAACCCAACCGCACUGCAGCUAGUAGUUCUGGCUCUCGAUGUUUCAAGUGUGGUGAGGCAGGGCAUAGAAUGGCUGAUUGCAAGAAGGGUGGCCGGUUUGGUAAGGGUUUAUUUAUUGAGAGUGAAGAAUGUACUGAUGAUCAUUUAAAUACCUUUGAGCAAGAAGCUGUUUAUGAUGCUGAAGAGGAAGAGAAGUAUGUGCAGGGGGAUGAUGGCCCUUUGUUAGUUACAAGAAGGGCGUGUUUCACACCUCGCAAAUCUGAAAGUGAGGAUUGGCUCCAAAGCAAUAUCUUUCAAACUACAUGUACUAUGGGGGGCAAGGUAUGUAGACUUGUUAUUGAUUCUGGAAGCUGUGAGAAUGUGGUAUCAGAAGAGGCUGUUCAAAAAUUGAGAUUAGCAACAGAGAAGCACCCUAACCCUUACAAACUAUCUUGGCUCAAAAGGGGCAAUGAGGUAACUGUAUCUAAACGUUGUUUGGUUUCUUUUUCUAUUGGGUUGAAAUAUAAGGAUAAUGCAUGGUGUGAUGUGGUAGUUAUGGAUGCAUGUCAUCUUCUCCUUGGUAGACCAUGGCAAUAUGAUAGAGAGGUUCAACAUGAUGGUAAGAAGAAUACAUACAGUUUCAUGUUUGGUAGCACAAAAAUUGUGUUGUUGCCCUGUAAGGAGAUUGAACCUAAGCCAACUUCAAGAGGGGGUAAGAAUCUCUUAGCUAAAAGGGCAUUUGUUGAAGAGAUGUUUGAUUCAGGGUUGGUGUUUGUAUUAUUGGGAAAGGAGAGCUCAAAGGGUAGUGUAGUACCAGAGGCUGUGCAAUCUUUAUUAGAUAAAUUUGCAAACGUAUUUCCUAGUGAUCUACCUGAGGGGUUACCGCCACUCCGAGAUAUACAACACCAAAUUGAUCUUGUACCAGGUUCUAAUCUACCUAAUCGCCCACACUACCGUAUGAGCCCAAAAGAGCAUGAAGAACUUAGAAGACAAGUAGAGGGUUUGUUGUUAAAAAGUCAUGCCAUCAACAAAAUUACAGUCCGAUAUAGAUUCCCUAUUCCUCGAUUGGAUGAUUUGCUUGAUCAGUUGAGUGGUGCUACAGUGUUUUCUAAGUUGGAUCUAAAAAGUGGGUACCAUCAAAUUCGAGUACGUCCUGGUGAUGAAUGGAAGACAGCAUUCAAGACACGUGAGGGGUUGUAUGAGUGGCUAGUAAUGCCAUUCGGACUUUCUAAUGCUCCUAGCACCUUUAUGCAUGUUAUGAACCAGAUUUUUCGCCCCUUCAUCGACAAGUUUGUUGUAGUUUAUUUUGAUGAUAUCCUGAUAUAUAGUGCCAAUAUUGAUUUACAUCUCCAACAUCUUCGUGAGGAUGGACUAUCAGUUGAUGAAUCAAAGGUUACUGCUGUUAAAGAAUGGCCAAUACCAACCACAGUCCACGAGGUCCGCAGUUUCCAUGGGUUGAUGUCAUUCUACCGGCGGUUUAUCCCUGACUUGAAGCGUGUCAAUAAGACUUCCGCUAAGUACAAACAAGCCGCUGACAAGAAACGUCGAGUAGUAGAAUUUGAGAUUGGUGAUUUUGUUUGGGCAAUUUUGACCAAAGAUCGCUUUCUUGUGGGAGAGUACAACAAACUAGCUGCUAGAAAGAUUGGUCCUUUGGAGAUUCUUGAGAAAAUUAAUCCUAAUGCCUAUCGAUUGAAACUUCCAAGUCAUAUGCGUACAUCUGACAUCUUCAAUGUUAAGCAUCUUGUUCCAUAUCGAGGAGACAAUUCCAAUCCAGACUCCAAACUCGAGGACGAGUUUCUUCCAACCCAGGGAGAAUGA